GGUCGGGUUGCUGUCUCCGGGCCUCAGCGGAUCACGAUGAGCCAGCUGCCGCAGCUCGGCUCCUUCCUGUCGCAGCGGCUCGGCGCGCUGCUCCGGGACGUGCUGGGUCUGGUGGACGACGCGGUGACCGAGUACCGGGAGGAGGCGGCCCGGACCCGGCGGGAGAACGACAGUCUGCGGAGACAGCUGCGGGACUUCCUGCUGCUGGAGACCGACACCGAGUGGCUGAGAUCCAGGUCCAGUCUUGGUUUGGAGGCUCCUGAUCCGAGGCCACGCCCAGAGGAGCCUGACUCCUCCCUGAAGCAGCCGCGACCGCCGGCUCCUCCCUCAGAGAAGCAGCCUCACGAGCACAUCGUGUCCGUGCGUCUGCUGUCCGUCCAGAACAGAACCCCCCCCAGGACCCAGGACCCCUCUGGAGCCUGGGAGCCGGAGCUGAAGCCCGAUCCUCAGCAGGAGGCGAGCAGCCGGGCGUCACCUCCUCCUCGAGACUCCUCCUUCAAUCUUCCCUCCGCCUCUGCCGCCAAAAACCACGUUGAGAUCCCAGCGUGUAGAGAAGAGCCACGAGUUCCUGCUGUGAUCAAAACAGAACCCGAGGAGUUCAGCGUGAGUGAAGAUGAAGGUCACACAGAGUCUGCGGUGUCGCACGCUCGCAUCACACAGGACGAGUCGACGCUCAGAGACGCAGACCGGGCGGCGGCGGCGCCUGCAGGCCGACACGAAGCUCAUCCAAACAAGAAGCCCUCUCAGGAGAGGUUCACGGCUCCAGCUGAUGAUGGUGCGUUAGCUGGUUUUCCCUCGGAGCUCAUCCACCGCUGCCCCCGCUGUGGCGAGGCGUUUGGCCAGGCAAACAGUCUCCGCCUCCAUCUGGAGCAGAGACAAAAGACCUACGCCUGCGACUGGUGCUGCAAGUCCUUCGCGCAGUCGGCCGACCUGCGGCGCCACCUGCGCACGCACACGGGCGAGAGGCCGCACUGCUGCACCUUCUGCUCCAAGAGCUUCAGCCAGCGAGGGAACCUGCGGCGCCACCUGAGGAUCCACACGGGCGAGCGGCCGUACAGCUGCCCGAGCUGCUGCCGCACCUUCAGCGACGGAGACACCAUGAAGAAACACAAGCGCACACAUUCAGGAGAGAAACCCUACCGCUGCGUCCAGUGCUCCAGGACCUUCACCACGGCCAGCGGCCUGCAGAUCCACCUGAAGAAGGACAUGUGCUUCGUGGCCAACGCCUGAUUGGACAGGAGGAAGUGAUGCAGCCAGGGGGGGGGGGGGGACGCACGCCGCUGA
Messenger RNA from Limanda limanda (common dab), 1284 nucleotides. Its product is annotated as zinc finger protein 358-like. Gene Ontology annotation, biological process: regulation of transcription by RNA polymerase II. Bases 37 to 1230 code for a protein of 397 amino acids. The record is from RefSeq and is a predicted model, not a curated record. Lineage: Eukaryota; Metazoa; Chordata; Actinopteri; Pleuronectiformes; Pleuronectidae. Gene Ontology annotation, cellular component: nucleus. The transcript is spliced from 2 exons. Gene Ontology annotation, molecular function: RNA polymerase II cis-regulatory region sequence-specific DNA binding; DNA-binding transcription factor activity, RNA polymerase II-specific.